Messenger RNA from Ctenocephalides felis (cat flea), 1465 nucleotides. RefSeq names its product heparan sulfate 2-O-sulfotransferase pipe (gene pip). The transcript has 11 exons. The coding region runs from base 220 to 1314 and encodes 364 amino acids. Lineage: Eukaryota; Metazoa; Arthropoda; Insecta; Siphonaptera; Pulicidae. Gene Ontology annotation, cellular component: membrane. Gene Ontology annotation, molecular function: sulfotransferase activity. The record is from RefSeq and is a predicted model, not a curated record.
UUAGUAACAUGAAAUCUAUAGGAGGCCUACAAUCAGUUCAACUUCAGCAACUUGGCUGCAUGCGCCUUCGUACACAUUGUCUUCGUGAGUGGAUAAAUUCAGUUAAAUUUGAUGAUGUUUAUUUAAUAUUAAAUCAAAUUUGUGGACAGUUUUAUGAAUUAAAUCAGUGAUCAAUUUUACAUCCUAAUCGGUUGUGAAAAUUGUGUAGAAUUUAUAUAAAUGAUGGAUAAUAUGUUCCGGAAUAGAAGAUGCCCAAAGCGAACUAGUGAAUUACUGGCCUUGAUGGCCGUGUCAUGCACGCUAUUCCUUUUUAUACACACUAGAGAUCUGAAUGCAAAGUUGGAAGAAAUGCAAAAUAAACUUAAUAUCGACUUGGACAAUGAAAUUGAAUCAGGAGCUGCUCAGUUAACGCUAAAAGGUUUUGCUCAAGCCAGCGAAGAUGAGUUGCUGUCUUUGAACAACACAAGGAAAGCUGAAUUGGAGGUGAUAUUCUUUAACCGAGUGCCAAAGGUGGGUUCGCAAACAUUUAUGGAACUCCUGCGUCGUCUGAGCAUCCGUAAUAGUUUCACUUUCCACAAAGACCGAGUGCAGCGCGUGGAAACUAUUCGACUGGCAACUCCUGAUCAGCAGGAACUCGCAGCUAUUGUUGCAGGACUAGAAGCUCCUUCUGUUUAUGUGAAACAUGUCUGCUUCACAAACUUCACUAGAUGGGGCUUGCCACAACCUAUUUACGUAAACAUUGUACGAGAUCCAGUAGAAAGAGUUAUAUCAUGGUAUUACUAUGUUCGUGCUCCAUGGUAUUAUGUUGAAAGAAAACAAGCAUUUCCUGAUUUACCACUACCAGACCCAGCCUGGUUAAAAAAGGAUUUUGAGACUUGCGUGUUACACGAAGAUAGAGAAUGCCGCUACGUCGAAGGUGAAACUCACGAAGGAAUUGGUGAUCAUAGGCGACAAUCUUUGUUCUUUUGCGGACACGACGACGCGUGCACACCUUUUAAUACAUUGCAAGCUCUGCAAAUGGCCAAAAGAGCAGUAGAGCAGCAUUAUGCCGUAGUUGGUGUUUUAGAAGAUAUUAAUUCGACUCUUACCGUACUCGAAGGAUAUAUACCAAAAUUUUUCAAAGGGGCAUCAACAGUUUACUACGAUAAAAUCAACAAAUUCCAUGGAAUAAAUCGAAAUCUCUUCAAACCAACUGUAAGUGAAGAAGUGAAAGCCAUUGUACGAAGAAAUUUUACACGUGAGAUGGAAUUUUAUCAAUUUUGUAAGCAGAGAUUACAUAAGCAAAUGCUUGCACUUAAAUUAUCACAGCAGUGAGCAGCAUAGUAUAAUUAUUGAACCAGCAGUAAAUCUCCACGGCACCAGAAAAUGUAACAGCGACGGCGUAUAUUCUAAGCAUUGAGGACAACUAUUUUGCAAUUAGGAGCCGAAGAAGAAAAUCAACAAAAUAUUCCAGGUUAUGUCAGAU